AUGCCGAUUGAAAAUGAUGACCCUGGGAUCAACGCGCUCUGUGCUCAGACUUUGUUGUCACAAUUUCAUCGGCUACGGCCGCUGACACAGCACAUAUGCGAUGCACCGCUGGCCCAGAGCACAAGAGUGUCGCCUCUUACAUACGGCACAACGCAGUUCACUCUCAAGCAACUCGAUGAAGGAGUUAACCAGAGAUAUCGUCAUAUGCAAGACUCUAUGCUAUGGCUUGGUAUUCUCUGUGACAUGAGUCAAUCUGCAAUUCAGAAGUGCCCGUCAGUCCUUCUGCCUGGGAACUCUGGCGAUGAAAAAGCUUGGGAUUUCAUUCGUCAACGCACUGAUAUUUUCGAACGUUCCUUUGGUGUGCUUAACAACUCUCUGACACCACUUCCAGAGGACGUCGUUGUUGUAUUGCUGCAGCAUGCUUCUGCUUGCAAAACAAUGUAUUUUGGUUGUAUCAACCAGUUUCGUGAUUCGUUGUCGCAGCACAACCUUGACCUCAUAUCAGUGCUCGCUAAGAAAGUCUCCGAUGAGCGCAAGAGAUUCCAUGGCGCUUUUGACCAACUCUUGACAAAAUGUGCUCGUGACUUCCUCACGAUGACACUGGAAUGCCAAAUGAACUACGUUCUUCUGGUAACCCAUCAAUCUUUGGGGUCGUUGAUCCUCGCUGAUUUGCUUGACGCGGUUGUUGACCUCAAAUUACCGCUGCAAAGUCCAGGCUCGAUCCGUUUGCAGGCUUGUAGCGCAGUGGUACAUACUUUGAGCCUGGUUGCGAACUACGAUCAGUAUUCCUCAGAAGACCUGGCCUACGGAAGCAGAUUACUUCACGACCCACUCCCUGAGCUCAUGGUUGAAGUUUUGUCAGAAGCCGGCAAGGCAAUUUACUCAUUAGUCAAUAACUGUGAACUCUCUGAGCAAUCAGCACGGGUAAUGCUAGCGGUCCUGUCUAGUGCUUUAAGGACACUUUCACAGAUUUCGAAAACUGCGGGCUACGCAUUGUUAUCCUUCGAGCACAUUGAGCGAACUUGUCAGUUCAAACUUCAGAGUGGUUCAAGUACUUCAAGGGCUUCAACCCCUUGGAUAACCUCGGGAAAAAAUCCAGUUUGGGACGGAAAUAUUGCCCAUUAUUUCUUGCACGAAAUGGAAACUGGAGAGACCUUUGACUCCUCGAGUCUCGAAGCGAUCAUUCAAGAGCAUGUUUCAUCUGAUUUCAGAGAUUUUGAUUCAUCGUCAUCAUUCACUCACCCAACAACUUCAGAGGGCUCCAUGUUCAGUUAUCAUCUUAGCCCUGAUUCUUCAAACUCUUGUGAUCAGUAA
Molecule: messenger RNA, 1314 nt
Organism: Exophiala aquamarina CBS 119918
Lineage: Eukaryota; Fungi; Ascomycota; Eurotiomycetes; Chaetothyriales; Herpotrichiellaceae
Exons: 2
Coding region: 1-1314 (437 amino acids)
Source: RefSeq, a predicted model, not a curated record